Messenger RNA from Aspergillus campestris IBT 28561, 1251 nucleotides. RefSeq names its product putative aspartate transaminase. The coding region runs from base 1 to 1251 and encodes 416 amino acids. Lineage: Eukaryota; Fungi; Ascomycota; Eurotiomycetes; Eurotiales; Aspergillaceae. Gene Ontology annotation, molecular function: L-aspartate:2-oxoglutarate transaminase activity; pyridoxal phosphate binding. The record is from RefSeq and is a predicted model, not a curated record. Gene Ontology annotation, cellular component: cytosol. Gene Ontology annotation, biological process: L-aspartate biosynthetic process. The transcript is spliced from 3 exons.
AUGUCUGUUCUCACUACCCUGGCCCCCGUCCCCGCGGACGAAAUCUUUGCGUUGAACCGCGCCUAUGUCAAUGACUCACACCCGCAGAAGGUCAACCUGGGGGUGGGUGUCUACCGGACGGAUGAGGGCAAGCCGUGGCCGCUCCCUGUCGUGCGCGCGGCGGAGAAGAAGCUCCUCGCCGAAGACAACCUCAUGCGACAUGAAUACACCGCCAUUGAAGGCGACAUUCCCUUCCUGGAGCUGGCUCGGGACCUGAUGUUCGGCCUGGAUUCCAAGGACACAUCCGAGAAGACAAAGGCCAUCAAGGCCCGCGUUGGCUCCGUCCAGAGUGUGGCCGGCACCGGCGCCAACCACCUGGGUGCUCUCUUCCUGGCCCACCAGAUGAAGCCCAAGAACGUCUGGCUCUCCAACCCGUCGUGGGCCAACCACCUGACCAUCUGGGACCUGGUCGGCGUGCCCCGCAAGAGCUACCCCUACUACGAGCCCACGACCCGCUCCUUCGACUUCGACGGCAUGAUGUCCACCCUAGAAUCCGAAGCCCAGCAAGGCGACGUGAUCCUGCUGCACGCCUGCGCGCACAACCCCACAGGCCUCGACCCCAGCAAAGAGCAAUGGAAGGCCAUCGCCGAGCUGUGCGAGCGCAAGAAGAUCUUCCCCUUCUUCGACUCCGCCUACCAAGGAUUCGCAUCCGGCUCCGCCAGCGAAGACGCCUGGGCCGUGCGCUACUUCCUCAACGAGAAGCCCAACCUGGAGAUGUGUGUCGCACAGAGUUUCUCCAAGAACUUCGGCCUGUACGGCCAGCGCGUCGGCGCCUUCCACUACGUGCUCCCCGCCGGCUCCGAGAAACUCCGCGACACCGUUGUCAACAACCUCUGCCAUCUGAUCCGCGGCGAAUACUCGAUGGGGCCCACCGGCGGCUGCAGCAUCGUCAAGUGCGUGCUCACCGACGACGAGCUCACCGCGCAGUGGCACGACGACCUCACGGUCAUGAGCUCGCGCAUCAAGUCCAUGCGCAAGGCGCUGUACGACGAACUCACCCGCCUCCAGACCCCGGGGACGUGGCGCCACAUUGUGGAGCAGAACGGAAUGUUCUCCUACACCGGCCUGACCCCGUCUCAAGUCUAUGCCCUGAAAGACAAAUACCACGUCUACCUUCUCAAGUCCGGCCGAGCAUCUAUCAGCGGCUUGGCCGAAAACAACGUCACCUACGUCGCCCAGGCCAUCGACAACGUAGUGCGCAACGUCAACUAA